This is a messenger RNA of Gymnogyps californianus (California condor), 1929 nucleotides long. It is a transcript of the gene GSDMA, whose product is annotated as gasdermin A. The record is from RefSeq and is a predicted model, not a curated record. Gene Ontology annotation, biological process: pyroptotic inflammatory response; defense response to bacterium. Gene Ontology annotation, molecular function: phosphatidylinositol-4-phosphate binding; phosphatidylinositol-4,5-bisphosphate binding; phosphatidylserine binding. The transcript has 9 exons. Bases 1 to 1350 code for a protein of 449 amino acids. NCBI's taxonomy places the organism in Eukaryota, Metazoa, Chordata, Aves, Accipitriformes, Cathartidae.
AUGUUUAAAAAAGUCACCCAAUCCAUAGUAAAUCAAAUGGAUCCAAGAGGAGACCUGGUCCCAGUUCACAGCAUCUUAGACCACGAACAGUUCAGACCCCUCUAUCUAGUGAGAAGAAAAAGAAAAGCCAUAUUCCACCCAUCUCCCUGCUACAAGCGGACAGGGUACAGACUCGACGACGUGCUGCUGCCUGGAGAAGACAAUAAAAGCACAGAGUCCCUCUUUCCCAAGGGAGAUGGUCAAGAUUCAAGGCAAUUUACAGUCAAAAUGAGCGUCAGUGACAGAGUGGAUGGGAGUCUAAGCCUUUGUGUUGACUCUGCAAGUGUAGAGCUGAAAGGAGCUGCCUCCUUGUCCAAAGGGUGGUCCAUCAAGCUGGAGAAGAACCACAUACCAGUACCAAAACUUGAGGCACUGAAAACAGAAAGAAAAAUUAAUGUGAAUCACUCCUUCAUUCAACAACUACAGAAAACACAACAAAAUUUAUACGUGGUUCAUGAAACGAUAGAAACCUCAGAGGAGACCAGCUACGAGGAAUCCACCGAGGCAGAGGGGAGCUUCAUGACCCAGCUUUACGCCAAGUUUUGUGCAAAGGGCACCCGAGAGAGCAAACGAGGCAUAACUAUACCCAAGGGCUGCACCCUGGCGUUCAGGGCAAUCCAGCUGGCCAUUACAGAUGGAUCAUGGAGCUUGAACUAUUUCGCAGAAGAAAGUACAUCGAAGUUCGUAUCUGAUGGUUUCUCAAAAGGAAAAUUAGGAGCACUGGGGGUAGAAGUUAAAGAGAACUGUCACAUUUUCUCCAAGUUGUCUUCUGAUCUGUUCGUCAUCUUUUUAAAAGCCAUCAAAGCUGUGAUGAGAGACAGGAACCUCUUUCAAGAACUGACCCACAAAAUGGAAGCAGUUCUUGAUGAAACUGGUAGCUGUGAGCUGACAACAGAAAGCCCCGAUUUAAAGGACCUGUUGAGCAGCUUACAGUAUUCUUCAAGGCAUCUUCUCCUUAAGCUGGCAGAAGCAAUCACCUACACUCUUGACGCAUUAGAUGAGCUAACGGAGGAUCAGCUGCUGCUAUUGCUAGAGUCCUUGGAAGAGAAGAUUGUGUCCCAACAGCUUAAGCUGGUUGAGAGCAUCUUGGAACACGACAUAGAACACAGGAAGGGGUGUUUCAGCAUGGAUGCCAGCUUGCUCUCCUUCUCACAAGAGAAGGAACAAAAAUUAACCAUUGCAAUGGUUGAGAUGAGUGGAGUGAGGCUCCAGAAAGACGGAUCUGCUGUCUGUACAGAAGAAGCCUUCGCGGCCGUAGCAGCCCUGUACACAUCUCUGUACGUCCUCGAUCUUCUGAGUAACUCAGAUUAGGUUACACGUGUCCUCCCAUUGGGGAUGAUUUAAAGGGAAUCACUUGAUAAUGUAUUUGAAAGUCUUACUGCAAGCUAGUUUCUCUGUCCAAACUUUACCCCUACGUAGGUGAGGCGCUCCUUAUUAACGCUCAGUGCUGCUUUGAAAUGAGUGGGAAAAGCAGACUUAAGGCAAGAAAACUCCUUAAGCCAGAAGCCAAAAUUGAUUUUUCUUUCCCCCCAUAUGAAUGCAGACUGCCAUCUGAAAAAUCCACUAGCCCAAAUAAUCACAAGCUUCUCAGUUGCACUUUAUGCCAUCCUGGUUUUCCUAAAAAAUGCUAGCACGCAGCGCUCGUGCAAUCAGUAAGGCACAAAGGAAUACCUCAGCAAUAAUUCACUUACCCUGGUCACACUUGCGAUUCAUGUGUGACUCGGUAAGCUGCUAAGCAUUAGAAAGCUGUAGGAUCUCAGAGUGUUUUAAUGAUGCACACCGGGUAAAACAGCACCUCCAUCACGUGAUUAUACACCCCACCAUCAAGGAAUAAAUUACAACGCUUCAGAACAAUGUUACAAGUACUUUGAUGACUGCUUUAUAAAUAAA